AGACACGCCCCCACAUGACAUCAUUCUAUCCCUCCCUCUACAUGUCACGACUUCCUCAAAGUAUCAAUAUGGAGCUUUUGCGGCCCAUCCAGAGGAAGGAGCAGAGCGUUUGAAUGUUACACAGAAUUGUGGCGUCAGAAAGUUUAAAUGUCAGAGAGAGGCAACAUUGCGCAAGGAAGGGAUUGCUAAAGGUAAAUCAAGGAGCAUCAAAAGCCCUUGGCUCAGGUCUUGGAUACUUGGAACACAUCUGUCAGCUCAUAGAAAAAAUUGGGCAGCUCCAGGAACACAACCUCAAGCUGCAAAGGCAAGUCUUUGCCUUGCAAAAAGAGGACAGAAUGAAACAGAUGAAAGAGGAGUAUGUUGUACAGCACUGCUGCUGUGGAGCAGCCAAUGUUUUCCUCAGUUCCCACCAAGAGAUGAAGAAACAAGUUCCCUUGAGAAGGAACCGGCCACACAGUAUGUUUGUACAAAGUGGAAAUAACUCUGACCUUUUCAUGAUCCCAGAAACCGGUGUCAACUCAGAGAAGUUUGGCUACAAAGCAUCGAAUGUGCAGAUGAAUGAAAGAAGAAGCCCUUCGUUGCUCGGGUUUAGGAAGUCAGCCAACAAAGUGAAAUUUGAUGAAAGAGAUUUUCAAAAAUUGUGGGACAAGACAUACUGUUAUGCUUUGCCAGAGCAGGAAACUAGAAAGUUUGAUCAUCCAUUCGGAAUUGUCAGGGAACUUCUGAAGAAAACAAAGACCAGAAAUAAGUUGGGAAUAUCGGCAUCUUUGAAAAGUUCAUGCCCUCAGCUCUACAGGCCUGAUCUUGUACAAUGCGAUUUGAAAAGAAAAGAAAGGAACUCAAUGAUUGUUCUUGGACCGAAUACAAAGAGGGAAUCUAUGUGGUCUAGCAAUUUUCUCUUAAGCAGAAAAGAUGAUGAUAUGUGAAGGUGUGGAAGAGGAAGAAGAAGAAGAAAAGCAAGAGGAUGUGGAGAAAAGACAAAAACAGGAUGCUAAGAAAAAUGGAAAACGUGUGGAAGCUGCUCUAUUAGAUGGAAAUGUAAAUAUUGUACACUAUAAAAUGAGCAAUGCAAGUGUACAAAGAUGUGUUGAUUUGGAAUUCCCAGGGCUAUUUAUUCUGCAAA
This is a messenger RNA of Xenopus laevis (African clawed frog), 1123 nucleotides long. RefSeq lists its product as uncharacterized. The transcript is spliced from 7 exons. The record is from RefSeq and is a predicted model, not a curated record. Bases 114 to 926 code for a protein of 270 amino acids. NCBI's taxonomy places the organism in Eukaryota, Metazoa, Chordata, Amphibia, Anura, Pipidae.